AUGACUAUCACGGCUAGUGUUCUGCGACAAAUGCAUUCUGCGCUACGUAAAGCAAUAUUCUCACAAUAUACUGAUAUGCUUAUGAUAACUGUCACCAGUAUUGCCUUUCUAGUUUUUUUACGGUGUGGAGAAUUUACUGACCACGGUUCUCAUUUCACCUUGAAAUUUAAUCUUUGUCUAGAAGAUUCAGGUCACAGCUUUCGCUCAGGCACAGCCUCAGUAGCUGGUCAGGCUGGAGUACAAGACCACAAGAUUAAGAUAUGA
Liolophura sinensis is the source of this 264-nucleotide messenger RNA. RefSeq lists its product as uncharacterized. The record is from RefSeq and is a predicted model, not a curated record. The coding region runs from base 1 to 264 and encodes 87 amino acids. Lineage: Eukaryota; Metazoa; Mollusca; Polyplacophora; Chitonida; Chitonidae. The transcript has 2 exons.